Messenger RNA from Brassica napus (rape), 3987 nucleotides. RefSeq lists its product as uncharacterized. The coding region runs from base 1 to 3987 and encodes 1328 amino acids. Gene Ontology annotation, molecular function: zinc ion binding; nucleic acid binding. The transcript is spliced from 5 exons. The record is from RefSeq and is a predicted model, not a curated record. Gene Ontology annotation, biological process: DNA integration. Lineage: Eukaryota; Viridiplantae; Streptophyta; Magnoliopsida; Brassicales; Brassicaceae.
AUGGGAGAUGUCAAUGCUAAUGCUGUUCUAACCCAAGCUGACAUCAACGCACAGCUAAUGGCCGGCCAAGCCCAACUUACGGCCACUAUGAAUGCCGUGACCGAGCAGCUGGCUCGACUGGAACAACGCAACCGUCCCAAUGAUCCGCUUCCUAGGAGAAGGAACCAUCCAUACUUGGGAGAUCCACGGUUGUUCUCUGAUGAGGACAGUUCAGAUUCUGAACCACCUGAUCGAGAAGAGCCUCGACCUGCCCAAGCCGGACGAGAAGGACGACGAGAGCAUCGGAUCCAAGGAGAUGGGAGUCCUAUCAGGAGGAGACGCCGAGAGGAUGAAGUUCCUUGGCCAGGAGGAAAGGAGCUCAAGCUUAACCCACCAACCUUUGCUGGAAAGGUCAACCCGGACGCCUACGUUGAAUGGGAGAGGCGCAUGGAAUACAUCUUUGAGUACUACAACUACUCUGAGGCCAGGAAGAUAGCCUUAGCCGCGGCCCAACUGACCGAGAAUGCUCUAUCUUGGUGGGAUAGAGAAGUGUCCGAGACCGGCCGAGUCUAUAGAGUUGAGACUUGGGAAGAGAUGCGAUCCAAGCUUCGCACAAGGUAUGUUCCUGCUUAUUAUCAUCGAGACUUACAGAAACGUUUUCGUAAACUGUCUCAGGGAACGCGGACUAAAGAAGAGUACUAUGAGGAGUUUGAGUCCCUCAGGAACAAGCUCAAGACAUGCGAGACGCAAGAGACCUUGAUGGCUCAGUUCAUGGAUGGGUUGCAAGACCGCAUUGCCCGAAAGGUGGAGCGCCAGCAGUAUGAGACCUUCCACGACCUGCUUCACUUUGCCGUCAAGGCCGAACAACACAUCAAAAGGAAGAACGCGUCCACAGCCAGAGGCAAAGGAACCUGGACGCAACCGGCUUCCAAAGGAGUGGACAAGGGCAAGUUCGUGGAUGUGGAGAACCGUUUCAAGAAAAAUCAGACUGAACCGUCCAAGUCUGGUCCAUCCGACCAAGGUAAGACCCAAGGUCAAAAUCAACGUACCCGUGACAUUACUUGUUUUAAAUGUCAGGGAAAGGGACACUAUGCCAGAGAUUGCCCCAACAAGCGUGUAAUGAUCCUCAAGGCUGAUAGUGAGUAUGAAUCCCAAGACGAGGCCGAAGUUGAGACCAUGGUUUCUGAUGAAGAGGUAGUCGAUUAUGCUGAGACCGGAGAGCUACUGGUUACCAGACGAUCUCCCAGUGCUCUCUUCGAUCCUGAAACCGUUCGAAGAGAAAACAUCUUUCAUACAAGAUGUAGCGUGGAACAAAAGGUAUGUAGCUUGAUCAUAGAUGGUGGUUCUUGUACUAACGUGGCCAGCAAGUAUCUUGUUGAUAAGCUAGGUUUGGCCAAGACGCCCCAUCCGCAGCCAUAUCGGCUCAAGUGGCUCAAUGAUGAGACUGAGCUCCGGAUAGCCGAGCAAGUGGUUGUGUCUUUCAGUAUUGGUAAAUACCAUGAUCAGGUCAAGUGUGACGUUGUGCCUAUGCAAGCCGGCCACAUACUUCUAGGACGGCCAUGGCAGUUCGAUAAAGAGACCAUUCAUCAUGGCCGGACCAAUGUCUAUAGCUUCAGCCACAACAACAAGAAGCACAGCCUAGCACCUCUAAGUCCUCAAGAGGGUUAUGAGAUGCAGCAAGCAAUGGAUCAUGCCAGCAAGGUGCUGCUAAUGGUCUUUAGAGAAAGUUGUUUUGCAGGGAUUGAGGCCACGGAGGUACCAGCCGAAGUACAAGGCCUCAUGGAGCAAUACAAGGACGUUUUUCCUGAUGAGAUCCCAGCCGGCCUACCCUCUAUCCGAGGCAUAGAACAUCAGAUCGAUUUUGUGCCAGGCGCACCCUUGCCAAACAGAGCGGCCUACCGAGUUAAUCCAGAAGAAGCCAAGGAGUUGGAGAGACAGGUCCAAGACCUCAUGGAUAAGGGUUACAUCCGGGAGAGUCAUAGUCCACUAGAUGAUAUGUUGGAUGAAAUAACUGGAUCUGUUGUGCUCUCUGAGAUUGAUCUCAGGAGUGGAUACCACCAAGUUCGAAUGAAGGAGGGAGACGAGUGGAAGACAGCCUUCAAGACCAAGCAAGGUCUAUACGAAUGGCUGGGCAUGCCGUUUGGCCUCACCAACGCCCCCAGCACCUUCAUGAGACUCAUGAACCAGGUUCUUCGACAUUUCAUAAGGAAAUUUGUGGUUGUGUACUUUGAUGACAUACUGAUCUAUAGCUGCUGCUUAAAUGACCACAUUAGACACCUUGAACAAGUGAUCAAAGUUCUUAGGCAAGAAGGCCUUUAUGCCAACUUAAAGAAAUGUGUGUUUUGCACUGAUGAAUUGGUAUUUCUAGGUUUUGUUGUUAGUUCACAGGGCCUGAAGGUAGAUGAAGAGAAGAUCAAGGCGAUCCAAGACUGGCCUACACCUACCACCAUUGGUCAUGUUCGCAGUUUUCACGGCCUGGCCAGUUUCUAUCGGCGGUUCGUCAAGGAUUUCAGCACCAUAGCCGCUGCCUUGACCUCUGUGAUCAAGAAGAACGUAUCCUUUAUUUGGGGACCAUCCCAAGAAGAGUCUUUUAACAAGCUUAAAUAUUGUUUGACUCAUGCACCAGUCCUUACUCUGCCUAACUUCGAUAAAACUUUUGAGAUUGAAUGUGAUGCUUCAGGGACAGAUCAUGAGACGCUUAAACACCUAAGAGGACAGACCACACUCAAGAGGAGGCACGCCAGAUGGUUGGAGUUUGUGGAGACUUUUCCUUAUGUGAUUAAGUAUAAGAAGGGCAAAGACAAUGUGGUGGCUGAUGCCCUAUCCCGAACACAUACUCUUAUCUCGACCAUGGAAGCUAAUAUCAUGGGUUUUGAAUUCAUUAAAGAUUCUUAUGCUACUGACCUUGAUUUUCAAGAAGCUUUCAGGAAAACCACACAAGGAGCAUUCGGUGUUUAUUACCAGCAUGAAGGUUUCUUGUUUAAAGAAAAGAAGUUAUGCAUUCCCAAAGGCUCGAUGAGGGAAUUGCUGGUUCGGGAGGCUCAUGGUGGCGGCCUCAUGGGACAUUUCGGCCGAGACAAGACCCUAAAUGUCCUGACCGAACAUGAAACGAGAUGUGGAGAACCUAUGCGCCAAAUGCACUGUCUGUCUCAAGACAAAACCAGGUCACAUCCUUAUGGUUUACACAUGCCAUUACCUAUUCCUAACCACCCUUGGGUAGAUGUUUCUAUGGACUUUGUGCUUGGCUUGCCCAAGAUAAACCACACGGAUUUCAUUUUUGUAGUGGUGGACAGGUUCUCCAAGAUGGCCCACUUCAUAGCUUGUGACAAAACCAAUGACGCUACCCAGACAGCCGACCUGUUCUUUAAAGAGGUGGUACGUCUCCAUGGUAUUCCUCGAACCAUUGUGUCCGACCGAGACUCUAAGUUUCUAAGUCAUUUCUGGAAGACACUAUGGGGUAAGAUCGGAACAAAGCUAUUGUUCUCGACCACUUGCCAUCCACAAACGGACGGCCAAACUGAGGUAGUAAACCGUACACUCUCUCAGUUGUUGAGAGCUAUGCUCGGUAAGAACUUGAGGAACUGGUUAUAUUGUUUACCGUUUAUUGAGUUCGCUUAUAACCAUGCUAGACACUCUGCCACUGAACUUUCUCCUUUUGAAGUUGUUUAUGGUUUUCAUCCUGAGACGCCUUUAGACAUAUCCGAACUGCCAAAGUCUAUGUUCCGCAGCCGAGAAGGUGCAACUAAGGCCGAGUUCGUUAAGAACAUGCAUCGGAGGGUUCGAGAGAAGUUAAAGGCAAAGGCGGCCAAGGUCAAAGCCCGUCUCGACCAGAAGAGAAAGGAGGUGUUGUUUGAACCAGGCGACUUAGUGUGGUUACACAUGAGGCCAGAGCGUUUUCCAGAAGAAAGAAAGUCCAAACUGUCACCCGAGGCACUGGGCCGUUCCGGGUCCUUGAGAAGAUCAAUGACAAUGCUUACAAGCUUGAGCUUCCUGAUGAUGGUGUUCUGA